CUAAUCAGUGGCCAAAGUCCUCUCUGCCUCUCACACAGACACAGUCAGUACUCUCAGAGUCUGUUUAAAUGUGGACGUCUUCCUCUCAGACUAACCUGUGCAGUGACUUUCUCUGUCUACCAGGCCACCAUGCUUCCCUGUACCCUAUCCUUCCUCCUGCUCUUCAUCUGCCUCUCCUCUGGGAUGUCUGCUUCUCUGGUCAGGAGGACAAGCCGUGAAGAGGACGGCCCUCCUGUUCCUACCACGUUCAGGGUUAACACCUCUGCUGUUGUAGGUGUUCCGUCGGAAGUUGAUACCGUGCCGGCAGGUGGCCCGGUCGUUGAUACUGCUGAGGCUGAGGCUGUGGCAGAAGCCCUGGUGACACAUGAGCCUGUUGCAGAUGCCGCUGUAGCUGACGAGGGUGUAGCCGAGGAGCCGGUUGAGGACACCCCAGUUGCUGAUGCUCUGGUAGCAGAUGCCCCUGUAGACGCCCUUAUCAGAACAGAAGAAGAAAAAGAGGCCCUGAUAACAGAAGCAAUGAUUAAAGAGUUGUCUGCACAGGUGGAGAAGGAAGACCUCGCUGAAGAGACAGAGAUUCAAGACGCCAUCUUGAAAGAGUUGGCUGACCAGGAGACCCUUGGGAAGGCAGUGGAGCCCACUGAAGAGGCAGCAGACGCAGAUGCUCCUGCGGAGGACCCAGGCAGCUCUGUGAUACCUGUCUUUGAAGCCCAGGAAGAGGACUCUGGAUGGGGUUUGGCUUCCGUCAGAGAGAGCCUCCAGGCAGCCAACGGAUACUUUGACUCUCUUGUGGAACUGAUGGGGGGACGCAAUGGAGUGUGUCAAUACAAGUGCAAAUACGGUAAAACACCUGUGCAUCGCUAUGGUUACGUGACCCCAGAGCCCAACGGUUGCAGCUCCAACCUCCUAGGAUUCCAGUUUGACAUUGGCAUCCCAGCCAUGACUCAGUGCUGUAACCAGCUGGACAGUUGUUACGACACCUGUGGCUCCAACAAGUACCGCUGUGACUCCAAGUACCGCUGGUGUCUCCACGCUAUCUGCUCUGACCUAAAGAAGAGCUUGGGGUUCGUGUCAAAGGUCAAAGCCUGUGAGACUGUAGCAGAUGCUCUGUACAACACAGUGUGGACGCUGGGCUGCAGAUCCUUCAUGAACAGCCAGAGGGAAGCAUGCUACUGUGAGGGUGAGGAGAGGGACGAGCUGUAGAGAAGCCCAGCUGGGACACAACACUACUCAACACGAGAGAAAGCUGGGAGGAGAGGGACGAGCUGUAGAGAACAUACAGGACAAUAUCCUCUUGCAUGGAUCAUCAUUGGAAAGGGUGCUUGGAACUCAACAUGGAUUCAUACAGUGGGACUUCACACCGCACAAAUGAAAAUAUGACUUUAUUAUUAACAUAGAAAAUAUAACACUUUUCUAUGACAACAUGAAAACAGACAGAGGCUUUACGCUUGAUGAGGAAAUCCCUAACCAGACUUUACCAACCAGUUAAUAGUGGUUAUUACUGUAUGUAGAAUAAAAUAUGAACAUUA
Salmo salar (Atlantic salmon) is the source of this 1526-nucleotide messenger RNA. It is a transcript of the gene pla2g12b, whose product is annotated as phospholipase A2, group XIIB. The record is from RefSeq and is a predicted model, not a curated record. NCBI's taxonomy places the organism in Eukaryota, Metazoa, Chordata, Actinopteri, Salmoniformes, Salmonidae. Gene Ontology annotation, cellular component: extracellular region. Gene Ontology annotation, biological process: cholesterol homeostasis; phospholipid metabolic process; lipid catabolic process. Gene Ontology annotation, molecular function: A2-type glycerophospholipase activity; calcium ion binding.